UCAUUUCCGGUCCAUGUUAUUAACACUUUGCACUUCAUCCGGCUGACUUUGUGCUAAUACGCACAAGGCAUUCCCAAGCAAGCGUAGAGUUAGGUUUGCACUCUAGUAGAGUAACGUGCAUGGUUUGCUAAGAGGCUCAGAAAUUAUAAAUGAUCCCUCAGUUCACUGUCUGGAAAAGGGCUAUUGGUUGGUUGCAAGUAAUGUCUGUUAUGAUGAUGUCAGCAGAAAACGCCAGUGAAGAUUAGCUUGGAUUCUACCUUUUCUAGGAGCUGGAGCUGCUACGGUUCCUGUGAUGCUCAUGCAGCACAUCUGAAGAAAUCAUGAAAUGUGUGUCACUUGCAGCCAUUGUUUGGGGUAUCCUGGUACCACCAUCUGAGGCCAGCAAGAGCUUUGGGGACAUCCGUUGCAAGUGCAUCUGUCCCCCAUACAGGAAUAUCAGUGGACAUAUUUACAAGAAGAAUGUGUUGCAGAAGGACUGUAACUGCCUGCAUUUGGUGGAGCCCAUGCCAGUGCCAGGGAACGACGUUGAGGCAUACUGCCUGCUGUGUGAGUGCAAGUAUGAAGAGCGAAGCACCACCACCAUCAAGGUCGUCAUCAUAAUUUACCUCUCCGUGAUUGGAGCCCUUCUACUCUACAUGGUCUUUCUGAUGGUGGUUGACCCCCUGAUCCGCAAGCCUGAUGCCUACACCCAGCCCCUGCACAAUGAAGAAGAGAGCGAGGAUGCUCAUUCAGUGGCAGCUAUACGUCCUUCUGCCAGCACCCGAGCAAACACAGUGUUGGAGAGAGUGGAGGGAGCCCAGCAACGGUGGAAGCGUCAGGUGCAGGAACAGCGGAAGACAGUGUUUGAUCGACACAAGAUGCUGAGCUAGAGCUCAAUGAGGAUUUACAGUCUAGGAGUAAGCAGCAGCUGCUGGUUAGCUGAUUUCUGUUAGCCACUACGAAGUCUGAGAUCUAGCUUAAAACAUGUUGCACUUGCCUUUUCUAGUUUGUUUUUGCUUAUUUUCUCUCUCAGAAAGCAAGCUAAGUUGAAGGAAGCCACUGGCUGCGCAUCCCAAUCUAUGUCUUUCCCAUUGUCUAAAACAGGUGGGAACUUAUGGACCUUGAGAUGUUGUUGGGCUACAACUUCCAUCAUCCUUGACUUUUGGCCGUGCUGCAAGGAGCUGAUGGGAGUUGGAAUCCAAUGACAUCUGAAGGGCCACAGGUCCCUCAUCCUUGGUCUGAAACAGCCUUUCCCAACCCUUGGGUCCCCAACUAUAACUCCCAUCAGCCUCAGCCAGCAUGGCCAGUGGUCCAGAAUUAUGGGAACUGUCGUCCAGCAACAUCUGGGGACUAAAGGUUGGGAAAGCUUGAUCUAAGACUUUUCACUCACCAAGCAGCAUUGCCCUUUGAUUUAAAUGUGACCUUUGGGAAGUCCGAAAACCAACUUUUAGCUGCUUUGUAUCUUUUUAGAAGCUGACAAUAGCUGCAAAUUAUGCUGGGUCUUGUAAUCUGUCUGACGAACAUCUAGAUUAUCUAUGAGAAAUGGGGCACCAUUUUUGUUGUUGCUGAACUUUUGCUGUUUCAAAAAUCAUACCAAGAAGUAUUCUGGUCUUACAUAGAGAAGACUGCUUUGGGAAUCUGGCACUAAUCAUUAAAAAGCAUAAUAAAGGAAAUGAAUUUAGCAAAGGGACCUGUUACAUUUGAAUCAUGAAUCCUCAGAGGUACUUCCUUCAGAGACUUUCAGGCUGGUUAACCUUGCACCAAGCAAAUUAAAAGAAGGGAGUCAAGUCAAUUUGGAAUCAGUGGUAUGCCAUAGGUUUAGCACUACAUGAAAAAGAGUACUUCAAGGUGGGGGCUGAUUGAUGAAUCGGUGCUGUUCAUGCAUGCAAGUUUUUUGCGGCAUCCACACAAUGUCGUCAUUAUCAAAAUGCCAGCCCAUACUUAAUUUGCAUUUAAUCCAGAUUUCUCCUUACUGCAGAAAAUUUGUUAAGUAAAAAUAACCCAUUAUCCAUCUGCAGUCACUGCUGGGUGAGGGGAAGCUUGUUUAGAACAUUUAUUUAUUUAAUUUUUUGCUAUGCAGUUUGCCUUGUGUUUGCUGAAGUUUUGGUGGGUGGCAUCUAUCGCCACACCCUCAAACUUCCAUUUGCUCCUCACCUGAGCACAACCUAGCCAUUUUGUUUAGAGCAGCUCAUAUGACACAAGUCUGCCUAUUUCUACCAAUUGCUGCAUGCUGGAGCCAUAUUCCUGUUUCAGUAACCCAGUUAGGAGGAGCUCUCCUCUUAAGAUCUCCACACUGUGCCCUGGGGCAUUACUCCUGAGACAGCAAUUGCAAUACCUGCAUUGGGCUUAAAUAAAUAAUACAGAAAUCUUGCAUAAGACCUUUAGUCAGAAAAAUACCACUCUUGUGCAAAAGCUCUGUUUUAUUUAUUUAUUUAAAAAUCCCAAAUGAAUAUUGUGCAGACAUACACCCUCGUCCAAGCAGAAGCCUCCAUUUUGCCCACUGUGAACCGUGCUAACUAAGGCUAGUAACAUUUUCUCUUGUGCUGUUCUGCUCUUCAUGAUUUUUUUUUAAUGAUGCAUGUGCACAGGUACAGAAAUAACUUUGUGUGUGCCCAGAACAGAAAAAGACAGCAUAAGGUGGGACAGGAGUGAUAAAGGAAGGGACAAAAAGACCAACCCAACAAUGCUUCAGCAAAUUCCAUCAGCCUCCACCACUGGUGUGGAUGGCAAGCAACAGAAUAGCAAUGGAUAUGCAUGAUGGGGGAAAAAGGCCAGGAAUGUGUGGAAGAUAAUGUGCCAAGCGCACACACAGCAAAAAUUGGAUCUGAACAGCCCAUUAGAGAUAUAAAGCCCCUAUCUGACAGCACCCAAAUGGUCCACCAUUUUUCCUUCCCCUUUCCUCCACCAGCAUGGUCACAAAAAGAAGAAUGGACACAUCCUUUUCUGGAUUUAAACUAAUUGCUGUUUGUGGUUAUGUUAACAACAUUGUUUAGUUUAAAUUAUGUUUUAUUCAAGGUGAGAUCAAACAAUAGUUUCUGAUUGUGGCUUGUUUCAAUAAACCAUUGUUAAAACUAA
Rhineura floridana is the source of this 3054-nucleotide messenger RNA. It is a transcript of the gene TMEM9, whose product is annotated as transmembrane protein 9. Gene Ontology annotation, cellular component: lysosomal membrane. Lineage: Eukaryota; Metazoa; Chordata; Lepidosauria; Squamata; Rhineuridae. Bases 321 to 869 code for a protein of 182 amino acids. The transcript has 7 exons. The record is from RefSeq and is a predicted model, not a curated record.